GCGGCGGCCGAGGGGAGGCAGGAAGGAAGGAAGAGGGGCGCGGCGCGGCGCGCUGCACUGCACUGUGGGUGCCGCUCCGCCGCCGCUGCCGGCGGGAGCCAUGGCGCUGUCGCGCGCGGAGCGGUGCCUGGCGCUGCUGCUGCGCCUGGUGUCCCGCGCCUGCCUGGCGCUGCUGGCGCUGGCGGCGCGCGCCGCCGCCGCUGCGGCCCCCGCCGGCCCCGGCCCCGGCCCCGGCCCCGCGCCGCGCGCCGUCCCGCCGCCGCGCCGCGCGCUGCUGCUGGUGCCCGCGGGGCAGCUGGCGCGCCGCAUCCGCGCCCGGCAGGUGAAGUGCGUCGAGGUGGUUGAGGCUUACAUCGAGCGCAUCAGGGAGGUCAACCCGCUCACCAACGCCGUCGUCAAGGACAGGUUCGAGGAGGCCCUGGAGGAAGCCCGGCACGUGGACGAGCUGCUUUCAGAGGGCCCCAGUGAUGAAUCCCUGGAGGAGAAGUUCCCCUUCUUGGGGGUUCCCAUCACUGUCAAGGAGGCCUUUGCUCUGAAUGGGAUGCCCAAUACGUCCGGCCUGGUCAGCCGCCGCAACGUGAUCGCCACAUCGGAUGCCGUGGUGGUGUCGCGACUGAAGCAGGCGGGCGCGAUCCCACUGGGUGUGACCAACUGCAGCGAGCUGUGCAUGUGGUAUGAAUCCAGCAACAGGGUCUACGGCCGGACGAACAACCCUUACGACCUGCAAAGGAUUGUGGGCGGCAGCUCAGGUGGGGAGGGCUGUGUCCUGGCAGCUGCCUGCUCGGUGAUAGGUGUGGGCUCCGAUAUCGGUGGCAGCAUCCGGAUGCCUGCCUUCUUCAAUGGAGUCUUUGGCCAUAAACCCACUACAGGGGUGGUGCCCAACGACGGCCAGUUCCCAAAUGCUCGGGGGGUGCGGACGAGCUUCCUGUGCACGGGGCCUAUGUGCCGUUAUGCAGAGGACUUGGAGCCUAUGUUGAGGGUCAUGGCUGGGCCUGGAGUCAGAAAGCUGAAACUGGAUGAAAAAGUGUCACUGGAGAAAAUAAAAUUUCACUGCAUGGAUCAUGAUGGCGGGUCCAUUUUUGUGUCACCUGUGGACAAGGAGAUCUUGCAGGUGCAAAAGAAGGUGGUGGAGCACCUUGAAGGUGAGCUGGGGAUCCAAGUUCGGCGCGUGGCAAUCCACAAAAUGAAGUAUUCUUUCCAGAUCUGGUCAGCCAUGAUGUCUUCCAAGGACAGCGAUGGGCAGGAGGCACAGCUAUUCACAGACCUGCUUGGGGAUCAUGGGAAGCCAGUGUGGCCGCUGUGGGAGUUGAUGAAGUGGCUUGUGGGGAUGUCUUCCCAUACUUUCCCAGCCAUUGCCCUAGGGUUGACAGAGAAGCUGGUGAAACUCAACCCUGGUGGGAAUGCCAAGCUGGUGAGCAUGGGGAAGAGCCUGCAGGAUGAGAUGGAGACCUUACUGGGACCAGAUGGGGUGCUGCUGUACCCUUCUCAUCCCACCGUGGCUCCCAAGCAUCACUCUCCGUUGUGCAUGCCCUUCAACUUUGCCUACACAGCUAUCUUCAACGUCUUGGGCUUGCCUGUGACACAGUGCCCGCUAGGCCUAAGCAGCGAGGGCCUGCCGCUGGGCAUCCAGCUGGUUGCAGCUACCUACAACGACCACCUGACACUGACAGUAGCCCGGUACUUGGAGAAGGCCUUCGGAGGAUGGGUGUUCCCUGGGAAAGCCUAGCAUGGGUUCCCAGGACUCUGAGGAGGCAGGGACAGAGACGGUUGUGUUCACAAAGGCUGGCUACAGGUGCUGAUUUCUGAUACUGUCACAGCACUACCUGCUCCCUUGGCACAGGGAGAAGCUGGCCAGCCCCAUGUCUCCACCCUGUGAGCAGUGCAGGGAUGUGGGGAAACCUCACUGUUCCCACUGGAGCUGUCUCCUCCCUGCAGCACCAUCUGCAAGGGGAGAGACCUGCCCUCCCUGUGGUUCCUCAGGAGCCCCUGAUGCCCUGCACUCUGAGCGAACAGCACAUGUCCUGUCUGGGGCAGGCACUGAUGUUUCCCUAGACACGGAAAGCACUCUUUCUCUGUAAUGCUUGCUCCUUUAAAGAUGCUGGGUGAAGGCUAGAGAGAGGGGGCUGGCAGGGGCUUGGGUGCUGCUGGACUGCCUGGGGACAACUUCCCAGCACCAUGUUGGGACUCUUCUGGGCACAUUCAUCCUUUCACCUCUGUGUGUCCCUACUCAUGUGGCUGAGAUUGCAUGCCAGUGACCUUCCUGCACCAGGGGCUUGCUGGCCCCUGCAGUCCCUCUGGACUUAGAGAGGGCGAAGGGUUUUUCUCCCACACCGUGACCAGGAGGAGAGGGGCUGCUGAUGCUGAAAGUAUAGCUGUUGGUGGCUUUACGAUCCAUCUCUUACUCACUGCAGCUCUUUUGUGGGGUGAACAGCAUUCUCGGCUCUUUCCUUUGCGCUCUGCCUUGAGUGGAGCUAAUGAGCAAGGGAGGAAGAGCUUUUUUUUGCGAAGGAGGUGCUCUUUUAAGCCUUUGACAGCACUGGCAGAGCUAAACAUCUGCGGCCCAUUUUCUCAUCCCCUUUCAACCCAGUGGGCUGGAUGUUUGUGGUCACCCAGCUUGAUGGGCUUCCCCUGCUCCUGCUGCCCAGCCUCCUGAGGUGUCGGCAGCUCCUGACUUCUGCUGUCCGGCCUCUCUCCUCCCCCACCAUAAAUGGAUGUAUGCAGAAAUGUGGGCUGCUGGCCAUUUCGGGGGGGCGGGGUGGGGGGCCAUGAAUGUGCACAAGAUGUACAUAAUGAAGAUGGUAUUAAAGAGUCUAUCUGUCCAGUC
Messenger RNA from Dromaius novaehollandiae (emu), 2824 nucleotides. RefSeq names its product fatty acid amide hydrolase 2 (gene FAAH2). NCBI's taxonomy places the organism in Eukaryota, Metazoa, Chordata, Aves, Casuariiformes, Dromaiidae. The record is from RefSeq and is a predicted model, not a curated record. Gene Ontology annotation, cellular component: endomembrane system. The coding region runs from base 101 to 1726 and encodes 541 amino acids. The transcript is spliced from 11 exons.